CGUGAUACCAUCGAGUAAGUAAAACCGGAAGCGCUGUAACGGCAGCAGAGAUGGCGUCCACAGCGGCGACUCGAGCUGCAGCUGGUGCUGCUAAAGUUGUUAAACCGAUUUUUAGCCGGGACCUGGACGAAGCUAAGCGCAGGGUCCGGGAACUGUACCGAGCGUGGUACCGAGAGGUCCCUAACACAGUGUCAUUGUUUCAGCUGGACAUCACAACCCGUCAGGGAAGGGACAAAGUGAGGGAGAUGUUCGACAGAAACAAGCAUGUCACUGACCCCCGUGUGAUUGACAUGUUGGUCAUUAAGGGGAAAAUGGAACUGGAGGAAACGAUUCACGUCUGGAAGCAGAAGACCCACGUAAUGCGCUAUUUCUACGAGACUGAGGAACCUCGUCCCACUGACUUCCUGUCCAAAUUCUACCGGGGUCAUGACCCAUGAACUGUGUAGCUGUCUGCUAACCUCUGACCCCUCUUUGCUUGUGUCCAGUGUGACGGAUGCCCCCCUUUAUUGUAAAUACAUACUUAACACUCA
Molecule: messenger RNA, 530 nt
Organism: Micropterus dolomieu (smallmouth bass)
Lineage: Eukaryota; Metazoa; Chordata; Actinopteri; Centrarchiformes; Centrarchidae
Gene: ndufa6
Product: NADH:ubiquinone oxidoreductase subunit A6
Exons: 3
Coding region: 51-437 (128 amino acids)
Biological process (GO): response to oxidative stress
Source: RefSeq, a predicted model, not a curated record